Molecule: messenger RNA, 5011 nt
Organism: Paramuricea clavata
Lineage: Eukaryota; Metazoa; Cnidaria; Anthozoa; Malacalcyonacea; Plexauridae
Source: the annotation of a GenBank genome assembly
AUGACGCUCGUCGUAACAAACACGAUUCGUGACACAACCAUCGCUGGCUACCCCAUUCCAAAAGGAACAUUUGUCGGCCUGAAUGUUUCACAGGGGCAUAAAGAUGAACGAGAAUUGCCAGAACGGGAGAAAUUUAAAACCGAAAGAUUUCUGGAUGAGGAUGGCAAGUUCGUCGGCUGGAAUAAACUACAUGGAUUCCUACCGUUUGGCAUUGGUCGUUUGGCAUUCCUAUCGUUUGGCAUUGGCGAGGGUAAUGAUGUUCUCGUAAUGAGACUCGCCUUGACUCAAGUAUAACUAAUGGUAUGAUUCACCUUAAUGAUUAUGAUAUUAUUAGAAAAGACAGAUCAAGAAAUGGAGGUGGAGUUUGUAUCUACUUGCGUAGCUCCAUCAACUAUAUUAUAAGACAAGAUCUAAUUCCCUCUGAAUUGGAGGCUGUCUGUGUAGAAAUUAUUAAGCCACACAGUCGACCAUUUCUUGUUACAACCAUUUAUAGACCACCCAAUGCAUCAUCUGAAUUCUUUGAUCAUUUUGAAAAAUUAAUUAAAGCCAUUGAUGAUGAAAAUAAAGAAAUGUAUAUUCUGGGUGAUCUAAACUGUGAUAUGCUUAAAACAGACAAAGAUUCAAAUUCUCCAACAAAGAAAAUCAAAACAUUGUAUGAGUUGUAUCAAUUGUUACAAUUGAUUGAUGAAGCUACCAGAGUAACUAUGACAACCUCUAGUCUUAUUGAUCAUAUAGUCACCAAUACACCAGAGAAAAUUUCUGACUCUGGUGUUAUCCAUACUGGAUUAAGUGACCGUAGUUUGGUAUUUGCAAUAAGGAAAAUUUCUGUUGUUAAAAAACAAGAGAAGAAAGUUGAGAUAAGAAAUAUGAAAAAAUUUGAUGAUCAAAAAUUUGUUGAGGAUCUGAGGCAACAACCCUGGGAAAAUGUAUACUUCUUCGCUGAAGAUCCCAAUGCUAUGUGGGAAAUUUGGAAGAAAUUAUUUUCAGAGGUCUUGGAUAACCAUGCACCACUUCAACAUAAAAAGAUUAGAACAAAAAAAGUUCCUUGGAUUACAAGUGCUAUAAAGCAACUUAUAAUCACAAGGGACAGAUUAAAAAGAAAGGCCAUUAUUACAAACCUAGAGAUAGACUGGUUAAAUUACAAAACAACGAGAAACAAAGUUAAUAUUCAGCUAAGAAAUGCUAAAAAAAAAUAUUACUCCACUAAAAUUUCUGAUAAAAAAUGCAACCCUAAAGAGGCUUGGAAAACUAUAAACGAUAUACUAGGUAGGCAAAGCAAACCAACAGUAGUAAAUGAGUUAAAAUUAGGUGAAAAUAGUUUGACAAAUACCAAAGAUAUUGCGGAGGGCUUUAAUAAUUAUUUUUCAAAUAUUGGCCCUGAUCUAGCUAGCAAAAUUGAUACUCCAAAUUUGAACUUUCAAACAUAUAUUGAAAAGACUACAUCAGAAUUCAGUGCAUUCCAGCCAGUCACUGUUAGCAAUGUCUACCAUCUUUUACAUGGUCUUUCUAGCAACAAAGCCACCGGCGUUGAUAAGAUCUCCAAUAAAAUUAUUAAAAUAGCUGCACCUGCUAUUUCAGAUUCACUCACAUAUAUUUUCAAUCAAGCUAUUAUCCUAUCCCUUUUCCCUCACGAAUGGAAAACGGCUAGAGUAAUACCUCUCUAUAAAAAUGGCCAACGAAACCUGCCAAGAAAUUACAGACCAAUUUCAGUUCUGCCUGUCAUUAGCAAAAUUAUGGAACGAAUUCUGUACGAUCAGCUAUACAAUUAUUUAACCAAAUUUGAACCAAAUUACUUGACUGUACAAAUGAUUGGUAUAUGAAUUUAGACCGCAAAAUGUUUAACCUGGUAGUCUUAAUUGACUUAAAAAAAGCAUUUGAUACUGUCGACCAUCAAAUAUUAUUGAAAAAAUUAGAGCUUUACGGAAUAAAAGGACAAGCUCUGUCUUUUCUAGAAUCAUAUCUCUCAAAUAGAAACCAAAAAUGCCAAAUACAAGGAUCUGUUUCAUCAGAGAAAUUGAUCAAAUGUGGCGUACCACAAGGCUCUAUUUUAGGGCCCCUAUUUUUUCUGUUAUAUAUUAACGAUUUGCCUCAAUGCCUGGAUAAAACAAAACCUCGGUUGUUUGCUGACGAUACGAACCUGACAGUUUCUGGAAACUCUAUUACUGAUCUUGAAACUGCAGUGAAUUCUGAUUUGGAAAAACUUAGGAAGUGGCUAAUUGCCAAUAAACUUAGUCUAAAUGUUGCUAAGACUGAGUUUAUGUUAAUUGGUUCAAAACAAAUGAUAAAAAAUAUUUCAAAUUUGCAACUAAAUGUGAAAAUUGAAAACGAGUCAAUUAAACAAGUUUAUGAAUCCAAAACUCUUGGAGUGACAAUUGACCAGCAUUUAUCUUGGAAAACCAACACUGAGAAUAUUUGCAAGAAAAUUACAUCUGGAAUAUCGGCUCUUAGGCGUUUAAAAGAAUUUGCUGAUUUGCAAACACUUCUUUCUGUAUAUAAUGCUAUUGUUCGCCCAUAUUUUGAUUACUGCUGUGAAGUAUGGGAUGUGUUUGGAGAAACGCAAUCAAAAAGACUCCAAAAACUACAAAACAGGGCUGCUCGGAUUAUUUUGAAUAUGAGCAAUGACAUAGAUCACUCUGUUGCAUUGCAAGCAUCGGGUUGGAAGCCACUUAAAACAGAAAGGAAGAAAAGUAAAGCAAAAAUCAUGUACAAAUUGUUGAAUAAAAUGGGACCCAAAUCACUCAGUAAUCUCUUCACAUAUAAGGGUGAGGUGACAAACUACAAACUUCGGAACAUUUCAAGUACUCUUUGUUUACCACAAUCACGUACUAAUAAUAUGAAAAAAAGUUUCGUGUAUGACGGGGCACACCUUUGGAAUUCUAUUCCUAAAGAAAUAAGAGAGAGCAAAUCCUUUUCUUCCUUUCGAAAGAAAAUCACUACUCACAUUGACAGAUAGCUAAUUAACAUAGAUGUUAAUAUUACCUGUAUAUCGAUGUAUAUAGAUUACUACCUUAGUUUGUUAGUUCAUAUAAUAUACUAUAUAUCUUAUAUAAUUUUGUAAAUAGUUUUAAAAUUCUUUUCUGUAUACUUUUUGCACGCCCCUCGUGGAAAUCAGCUUCGGUUGACGGGGUCAGCGUGUUUAAAUAAAGUUUAUUUAUCUAUCUAUCUAUCUGUGCAUAUGCCCAUUAUACCACGAAGGACAUACUUUCACCAAUUUUUUUAUAGUUACUGUACAGUAUACUUAAUAGUUAUUGGAAAAUAAUUCAUGCAAUUCACGUUUUGUAGCUUGCAAGGUGAACGUUUUAAAGAGUGGCGGAAACUAGGGGGGCUGGGGGACGAUCGCCCCCCCCCCAAUAAUUUUAGCUAGCUUUCAUUUUGAAAAAUGUAGCAUGCGGGCCACACGCUAUAUCUGGCCAAUAAGGAGCUCAUGUAGCCGGAUGACGUCAAAAAUAACGCGUAUAGGUGAUAUAUAUAUAGGGGGGUUUUUUUUUCUGGUUGGUGUUGUGUACUCAGGUGAAUAAUAUGUUUGCGGAUGUUACUCUGAGUGCAUAUCCACACCGGGCGAGCUUGAAAAGUAUGCCCGGCCACGGUGGGAUUCGAACCUACGACCUAUGGAAUACUAGCAUACUUUUCAAGCUCGCCCGGUGUGGAUAUGCACUCACACACGAAUAAUACCGGGCAUACUUUUCAAGAUAUAUAUAUAGGGGUUUUUUUUUUCUGUGUUGGUGUUGUGUACUCAGGUGAAUAAUAUGUUUGCGGAUGUUACUCUGAGUGCAUAUCCACACCGGGCGAGCUUGAAAAGUAUGCCCGGCCACGGUGGGAUUCGAACCUACAACCUUUGGAAUACUAGCAUACUUUUCAAGCUCGCCCGGUGUGGAUAUGCACACACACACGAAUAAUACCGGGCAUACUUUUCAAGCUCGCCCGGUGUGGAUAUGCACUCAGAGUAACAUCCGCAAACAUAUUAUUCACCUGAGUACACAACACCAACACAGAAAAAAAAUUCAUAUUACUAGAACACAUUGGUAUUGAAGGAACUAUAGAUACUGUUCCGAAAUAUCACUUACACGAACCGUCCUGACCGCGUAGCUCAGUUGGAAGAGCAUUGGGCUAGUAUUCCAAAGGUCGUAGGUUCGAAUCCCACCGUGGCCGGGCAUACUUUUCAAGCUCGCCCGGUGUGGAUAUGCACUCAGAGUAACAUCCGCAAACAUAUAUAUAGGUUAUAUAUAUAUAUAUAUAUAUAUAUAUAUAUAUAUAUAUAUAUAUAUAUAUAUAUAUAUAUAUAUAUAUAUAUAUAUAUAUAUAUAUAUAUAUAUAUAUAUAUAUAUAUAUAUAUAUAUAUAUAUACCUUUAGAAUCGAUUUCUGGCAUUUCCAGAGUCAUACGAUAGAAACGUCGCAUUGUUUUGACGUUUUGAAAUUGUAUUUCCGGUUGGGAUUAGCUCAUAGUCAGACCAGAAAUGGACCGACUAGAAUACGUAACCGACUAGAAUACGUAACUGACUAGAAUACGUAACCGACUAGAAUACGUAAAGACAUGAGUGAAUAUGCGCCCUGGAUGUACCACAGUGAUUACUUAAAAAAAAGGCAAUUAAGCACAAUUCUCUACAUUAUCACGAAGCAUUUAAGACACAAAGGAACAAAGUCAACAAAACUAUAAAGGAAUCUAAAUCUGAAUACUUUCGAAAUAAAAUAGUAACUACUAAGAACAAGCCAAGAGAAAUGUGGUGCUGUAUAAAUCAGUUGAUUGGGAAAAGAGCAAAAACAACCGAUAUACUAAAUAUAGAUCAUAACGGUGUACCUAUUCAUGAUCAGGAAGAAAUUACCAAUUUAUUUAAUGAAUAUUUCUCUGAGAUCGGAGAGAAAAUAUCAGGAGAAAUUCCCGCUACAAAUGUAAAAUAUGCCGACUACAUAAAGCACAACGAAUGUACAUUUGACUUUGUAGAAAUUACUGAGGACGAAGUUCUAGCUGAAUUAAAAAAUUUAAAAGCCAGCAAGGGUUGUGGCAAUGUUUAA